Messenger RNA from Physella acuta, 955 nucleotides. Its product is annotated as transmembrane protein 47-like. The record is from RefSeq and is a predicted model, not a curated record. Gene Ontology annotation, cellular component: cell-cell junction; membrane. Gene Ontology annotation, biological process: cell-cell adhesion. Lineage: Eukaryota; Metazoa; Mollusca; Gastropoda; Physidae.
AUUAUCGGCCUAAUUCCACGCUGCGAGUCGAGAAAACAAGCCUGGGUUUUCAGUUCUGGCAUCAAGUCUCGGAUUUACGUCAAAAGCAAACAUUCAGUGGUCAGUUAAUUAACCUAAUCAAAUUAUCAACAGUUAAACGAUGGGGGCGGAGGGAGGCACCAAACCACCUGCUGUCAUCAUUGAGACAGUCCUUGUCGUCAGGCCAAUCAAGGUGAUUGGUCUGCUGUGUGGCGUCAUUGCUGUCCUGCUGUUGAUGCUGUCCGUGGCAGCGACAGCCUGGCUACAGGCGGACAACACGCGCGAAGGAUUGUGGGAGAGAUGCUCGUACAACAGGACCAACCCAAACUCCUUGAACUGUGAAAUGGGACUUCCGCGUGAGUGGAUCUCAGUCUGUCAAGCGUUGUGCCUCAUCUCUCUGAUCGUCUGCAUCGGCGCCAUUGUGGUCACCUCCAUCGGUUUGAGAACCUCCAACUUCACCAUCAAAUACAAACUAUACUUUACUGGUUUGGUGAUUUUCUUCAUUGCAGUGGCAUUUGAGCUGACAUCACUAGUAAUUUUUCCCAUUAAAUUUUUGGAUGAAAUCACCAACAGAGAUGAAAUACACUGGAGUUUUGGCUGGGCCUACAUCGUGGGCUGGGCCGGUGCGGUCAGUGAAUUUGCCGCAGGUCUCUUCCUCCUGUUGGACAGAGGCGCGGAGGAAGUUCUCUACAGGGAGAGGGUGAUCCAAGAGGAGAACAAGAACGGGGUGGAGGCGGCGGAAAAAAACAGCAUAGAGGAUGCGGUGUGAUGUCUUCGUCAGCACUUCAUUUUCAAGAUGGCAUGACAUUAAUUUUCGUCCAUUUUUUUCUAAAUUUCAAACAGCUAAGAGUUACAUAUAUUUAUAUAUUUGUAUGUAUGGUUAGAUUAAAAAACAGAAAAAAAAAUGAAAACUGAUGAGUGAAAUGUACAUAUUUGC